AUGCGCCUCAACGCAAAAACUGCCAUCUCCACCGCAAAGGUACUUCUAGUCCCAUACUCCAGCUGGCACGUCCCACGUUACCACGAAUGGAUGAAAGAUGAGGAAAUCCAAGCCGCCACGGCAUCAGAACCACUUACCCUGGAAGAGGAGUACGCGAUGCAGCGCAGCUGGCGCCAGGAUGCCGAUAAGUUGACUUUUAUUAUUUGUUUGCCUGUUCUUCGGUCUCUGUCUCAGCAUGCAGCUGAAGGUCAAGGGAGGCAAGAGUCAGGGUUACGGCUGCAACUGCAGGACGGAGAUGAUGGACCUGAGCAGAUGCUCGGCGACAUUAACCUCUUCCUCCGGGUUGAGGAUGACGACGAGGACGAAAACGAAAACAGGUCGUCAUGUCCAGAAAUCAUCGGGGAGAUCGAGCUGAUGAUUGCCGAGAAGGCGAAUCAGCGAAAGGGCUAUGGGCGGGCUGCGUUACUUGCGUUUCUGCGGUAUGUGCUUGAGCAUGAGGAAGACAUAGUGGGGGAGUUUGUGCAAGGCACUGGUGCUGGCGCUACAUUACAAGGCAGGACGGACUGGAAGUUUGGCGCGCUGAGUGUCAAGAUUGGAAAGGAGAAUGGGCGCAGUCUGGCGCUGUUUGGGAGUGUUGGGUUCCGCAAGGUGAGCGAGGAGCCGAGUUAUUUUGGGGAGUUUGAGUUGAGGAGGGUACGGAGGGAGCUGUCGCUAGAGAGUGUUGAUGAGGCGAUGGCGAGGGCUGGUGUUGAGGGAUAUACUGAGGUUUCUUACGAGAGGACUGAAUGA
Aspergillus fischeri NRRL 181 is the source of this 789-nucleotide messenger RNA. RefSeq lists its product as uncharacterized. Bases 1 to 789 code for a protein of 262 amino acids. The record is from RefSeq and is a predicted model, not a curated record. Gene Ontology annotation, molecular function: N-acetyltransferase activity. Lineage: Eukaryota; Fungi; Ascomycota; Eurotiomycetes; Eurotiales; Aspergillaceae. Gene Ontology annotation, biological process: protein acetylation. The transcript has 3 exons.